Molecule: messenger RNA, 691 nt
Organism: Cinclus cinclus
Lineage: Eukaryota; Metazoa; Chordata; Aves; Passeriformes; Cinclidae
Gene: GUCA1A
Product: guanylate cyclase activator 1A
Exons: 4
Coding region: 92-691 (199 amino acids)
Biological process (GO): positive regulation of guanylate cyclase activity; visual perception
Cellular component (GO): cone photoreceptor outer segment; photoreceptor inner segment
Molecular function (GO): calcium sensitive guanylate cyclase activator activity; calcium ion binding
Source: RefSeq, a predicted model, not a curated record
AAGAAGCAGAAUUGUGAGAUUUUUUUUUUUUUUCAUAAAUUUCCCAUACCCUCUGUUUUUGGCUGCAAAGAGACCAGCACUUGGUGUGGAGAUGGGGAACAUGGACGGGAAAACCGUGGAGGAGCUGAGCACCACCGAGUGCCACCAGUGGUACAAGAAGUUCAUGACUGAAUGUCCUUCUGGCCAGCUCACCCUCUACGAGUUCAAACAGUUUUUUGGCUUGAAAAACCUGAGUCCGGCAGCGAACAAAUACGUUGAGCAAAUGUUUGAGACGUUUGACUUUAAUAAGGAUGGCUACAUAGAUUUUAUGGAAUAUGUGGCAGCUCUGAGCCUGGUGCUGAAGGGGAAGGUGGAUCAGAAGCUGAGGUGGUAUUUCAAGCUCUACGAUGUGGAUGGGAACGGCUGCAUCGACCGGGCUGAGCUGCUGAACAUCAUCAAAGCCAUCCGCUCCAUCAACCGCUGCAACGAGAAGAUGACUGCAGAGGAGUUCACGGACAUGGUGUUCGACAAGAUCGAUAUCAAUGGAGAUGGCGAGCUGUCCCUGGAGGAGUUCAUGGAGGGCGUGCAGAAGGACGAGAUGCUGCUGGACAUCCUCACCCGCAGCCUGGACCUGACCCACAUCGUGCGGCUGAUCCAGAACGACGGCAAGAACCCGCACGAGGCGGGGCAGGACGCCCAGGAUGCCCAGUAG